AUGGAGGUGGAAGAUGAGAUUGGCGUACCAGAUCUGCAGACAAGGAUGUCAUCGUUGUCUGUUGCUUCAUCAAUUGCUUCCAGUGGCAAGGGUGAUGUGGUGGGUCUUGAUCGUGACAUGAAGGAGAUCAAGGAACGACUAACUAGAUCUUCGUCAAAGCGUGAAAUUGUUUCUAUAGUCGGGAUGGGCGGAAUUGGCAAGACCACUCUCGCUAAAAAUGUUUAUGGUGAUGAAUAUAUUGCGGAUUACUUUGACAUUAGGGCUUGGGUGACAGUCUCUCAAGAUUAUGAAGUUCAAGAAAUCCUUCAAGGGCUUCUAGAUUCCAUGAAAAAAUGCGCUAAGGCGAUGAAGCGUGAUGAAGAUAGCAAUGUAGAGAGCAGUACCAGUACACAAUUAAAAGAUGUUUUGUAUAAAUUCAUAAAGGGUCGGAGUUUUCCUUGGACCUUGCGGUGGUUUAGAGAUGGAAUGGAGAUGGAAUCUACGGGUCGAAGGGUUCUUGAUCAAAGGGUUAGGGUUUAUGGAAUUGAGCUCCCAGUUGAUGUUCAUACAAAAGAUGGCUCUGUUGUUAUUGGAAUUUUUUAUACCGCUUGUGUCAACAAUGAUUAUGGUACUCUUGAAAUUUUCCAAGAUCCCUUCUGCAUUUUGUUUAUUACCUAUCUUCCUUUAUGGGAUUCGGUUAUAUUGGGAAUUGAUGGUGCUCUUGCCUGUUUUGUGAUGAUUUAUAGUCCAAUUUUGCCAUCUGUUCUUUGA
Molecule: messenger RNA, 750 nt
Organism: Fraxinus pennsylvanica
Lineage: Eukaryota; Viridiplantae; Streptophyta; Magnoliopsida; Lamiales; Oleaceae
Source: the annotation of a GenBank genome assembly